AUGGAUGUCUCCGCUGCCCCCGUCAUCUCCGAUGUCUCCGCUGCCCCCGUCAUCUCCGAUUUCUCCGCUGCCCCCGUCAUCUCCGAUGUCUCCGCUGCCCCCGUCAUCUCCGAUGUCUCCGCUGCCCCCGUCAUCUCCGAUGUCUCCGCUGCCCCCGUCAUCUCCGAUGUCUCCGCUGCCCCCGUCAUCUCCGAUGUCUCCGCUGCCCCCGUCAUCUCCGAUGUCUCCGCUGCCCCCGUCAUCUCCGAUGUCUCCGCUGUGUCACACCUCGAAGAUUCUCGAGUGGACCUUCAAGCGCAGUUCAAUAAGAACUCACGUUGGAUUUCUCUACUAAGAGGGAAAGCGGUGAAACAGAAGGAGAUCUAA
Molecule: messenger RNA, 366 nt
Organism: Guillardia theta CCMP2712
Lineage: Eukaryota; Cryptophyceae; Pyrenomonadales; Geminigeraceae
Exons: 1
Coding region: 1-366 (121 amino acids)
Source: RefSeq, a predicted model, not a curated record